CAGGUGCACCUUAUCAAAUUGCCAUUCGUGAAGUUGGAGCUUGGGGACGUUGCGGCAGCCCAUAUAAAGUGUACGCCAGAUGGCCGUCAUGACUCUUGUUCACAGUCCUCGAGUCCAUCUGUCUUACCGUCGUAUUGUACCUACUAGCAUUGCACUUGCAUAGCGCCGUCAUUUUCCAGCAUCAUGGAGUCCAUAAAGAGGGUAUUUGCCAAACUUAGGGGGAAGUCGACUAAGAAGACGACUAAUGGAACGACCAAUAUGGCAUCGACAGCGCAAGCACCUGCCCUCGUACGAAAACAGCAACAACAGGUCCUAGCAGCAACAACGCCUGGUACCCUGCAACUCGCUCUUCAGAACAGGACCAAUUCGAAUAAUGUGUUUGCAUACAUCACCGGACUGUCCAUCAACGAUGGAAACAGACCCAUCUUCAUUAAGGCUGAUGGCCGGACUGUCUAUUCCCCUCCUUCACCAAGCCAGCCGCUUGCCAGCGUUGCGGCAGACGUAGCCAUCCCUCUUGGAGCCCCGGGCAACACCGUCACGGCUACGAUCCCCAAGAUUGCUGGAGGGCGAAUUUGGUUCGUAAUCGACGCUCGCCUGACAUUUUUCGUAAACCCAGGCCCCAACAUUGUCAACCCCAGCGUAACCAAUCCAUCCGACCCCAACUACAACCUGAAUUGGACCUUUGCCGAGUUUACCUACAAUGACCAGCAACUCUUCGCCAACAUCUCCUACGUCGACUUCAUCAGCAUACCCGUCGCACUGACCCUCACUACAACCAACAGCGGUACUCUGAGCGUGCCCGGCAUGGGCAUCGACGGCUUCCAGCGCGUGGUUAAUGAAAUGCGUGCUCAAACUGCCCGCGAUGGCAAACCCUGGGACAAGCUGAUCUACGCUCCCAACGGCAAUCCUCUGCGCGUGCUCAACCCAACGAAUCUGCUCGCGCAGAACGGCAAUGCUUGGAGCAAUUACUGGGACGGCUAUGUCACAGCUGUCUGGAACAAGUACCGUAACGAAGACAUGACCAUCAAUACACAAGCGGCCGCUGGCAACAUCACAGGUCGUGUUGUAGGCAACGAGCUUCGACUUGGUGCUGCCGGAUCCUUCUCCCCUCCCUCAAGCUCUGACAUCUUUACGUGCUCCACGGGCCCCUUCCAAACCGGGCAGAACCUCGCGCGCGACGGCGUCAUUCCAAGGCUGGCAGCGGCAUUCAAUCGCAGUCAACUGCUAAACACCCCUGGGAACCAAUUCCCUAAUGGCGGGAACCCGAGUACGUAUUAUCGAGACGUGACGACGAAUCAUUACAGUCGCGCAGUGCACGCUGUGCAGAAGGACGGGAGGGGCUAUGCUUUCCCGUACGAUGAUGUUGUGCCGGAUGGUGGGCGGGACGUUGCAGGAACUUUACAUGCUGGUGAUCCUCAGCUGUUCACUCUCGCCGUGGGAGGGAAUUAGGGUAGGGGCGACAGUGGUGGGCGAUGCUUUGGACAUUGAUGCCCGACUCGUAUCUGCUGGAUGUGCAUCCGCUUGGCAAUUACAAUGAUCAGACUCGCUGUAGCUC
Messenger RNA from Didymella exigua CBS 183.55, 1555 nucleotides. Its product is annotated as glycoside hydrolase family 64 protein. The record is from RefSeq and is a predicted model, not a curated record. The transcript has a single exon. NCBI's taxonomy places the organism in Eukaryota, Fungi, Ascomycota, Dothideomycetes, Pleosporales, Didymellaceae. The coding region runs from base 184 to 1449 and encodes 421 amino acids.